UUGUUCUCACUCACUCUCGCGAGAUCACACCAUUAUCAAACAUGGCGGCCGCGAUGGAUGUAGACACCCCGAGUGGCGCUAACAGUGGAGCCAGUAAAAAGCGUUUUGAAGUGAAAAAGUGGAAUGCUGUGGCUCUGUGGGCUUGGGACAUUGUGGUGGACAACUGUGCCAUUUGCAGAAAUCACAUUAUGGACCUCUGUAUAGAGUGCCAGGCCAAUCAGGCGUCAGCUACAUCAGAGGAGUGUACAGUGGCCUGGGGAGUCUGUAAUCAUGCGUUUCAUUUCCACUGCAUCUCUCGCUGGCUGAAGACCAGACAGGUGUGUCCUCUGGACAACAGAGAGUGGGAGUUCCAGAAGUAUGGCCAUUAGCAGCCCAGUGUCUGUGCUUCAGAUCCAGGAUUUUCUUUCCUGAGGAGCAUUUUUGUGUAGACUUCACCAUUCUCUCCUUGUCAAAGGACCCGAUGUUCCACAUUUAAAUUGUUGUGCUAGUUUUUUUAUUUUUAUUUCUGUGUUGUAUGCAGCUCUCUGAGCUGUAAAUUAUAAUUAAAGUCUCUGUAAAUUAAGCUCUA
Molecule: messenger RNA, 568 nt
Organism: Carassius auratus (goldfish)
Lineage: Eukaryota; Metazoa; Chordata; Actinopteri; Cypriniformes; Cyprinidae
Gene: rbx1
Product: ring-box 1, E3 ubiquitin protein ligase
Exons: 5
Coding region: 42-368 (108 amino acids)
Molecular function (GO): zinc ion binding
Source: RefSeq, a predicted model, not a curated record